Molecule: messenger RNA, 2400 nt
Organism: Aureobasidium vineae
Lineage: Eukaryota; Fungi; Ascomycota; Dothideomycetes; Dothideales; Saccotheciaceae
Source: the annotation of a GenBank genome assembly
AUGCUGUCUGCUUCCGAAAGUCCAACAGUGGUGUAUUUGCAGAAUCUCACCCUCAAGACAGCUCCCAUGCAGCUGUAUCCAUCCGCGAGCAGUGCCGCCAUCGCAACGGCCUCCUUCCACCCCGGACGCCCCAAUGUCUUCUUACUCGCCUUCAAAGACGGUACAGUCGCUGCCUACGAUGCGACCAAAAUAGGGAGAAGUAGUGAACGUACUGGUAGCAAAUCUCUCUCAACUACCAAUGGCCAUGCAGGCGAGAUCUCGCACUUUUCAAACCUGCACCGUAUCACCAACAUCAGAAGCUUGUCAGAUCCGCCGGACGCUUCACUGAGCACGACUGUCGGAAGCAAGAGUGUGGCAAUCACGGGCGCAACGUUUCUCCCUGGAUUCCGUGCUCGUGCGAUCAGUGUUGGUGCAGAUGGAAGGUGCAGGCUGGUAGAUUUCGAGGCUGGUGGCAGGAUACUGCGCACCUGGCAUGCGCAAGCACCUGUGACGUCUCUGUCGGUUCUGGCGAUCAAACUGUCUUCGGAGAAAGCAAAGACAGCAUCCAACCAGAAGACUGAAGUCACCAGUAGCGGGACUGGAGGCGACACUGUGGUCGCUGUGGGAAGAGUAGACGGCCAGGUGCUUCUAUUUGACUCGGUCGGAUUACGUCUCGAUCAGAUUCUUGUGAGUGCACUUGGAGAGAAGAUCAUCAGUGUGGAGUGGAUGGACGGUCCUAGCCCAUACGCCAUAUCGAGUCCUUUCAAGCCGGUGUCAUCGAAGAUUGAUGCCAGAUAUGACCUACCGCCCAACACGCCUAAGGCAAGGAAGUACGAUCAAACAACUCUGCCUGAUGCUCUGAGACUACCACCAGGCGCCGUGUUUGUCCCUGCACAACCAGUGCCUACAGUUGCUAUAUACAUCUCCGAAACCGAAGACAUGUCGACCGUACGACACACAUCAGCUGCCGGUACUGUUAUACGCUCGCCAAUUUUCGAGACCACCUACAUGGACCUUUUCUCACCAGUCAAANAAGUCUCGCCUCCACGACAGCAGCAGAAAAGCCCGGUAUCGUCUCCACACCUACGUCGCAAACGCAUAUCAAGUCAGACUUUUGUCAAGACAAGCAGCCCUGAAUCUACACACAGGGACGUUGAAGUUACGAUCAGAUCACCUGGGACGCCUAAAAAACUGUCCAUUCACCCUCUGAACACAACUAUCGAAUCAAGGCAGAAGUCGCCUCUUGGAGUUGCCCCUGCGCCUGCUCGACGUGGACCUAGAUCUGCACGCAAANAAGCUCAUGGAAGAGCUGCGCAAGGCCCGAACCGCAGUCCAGUUGCUUCUACAGGAGCGGGAAGGAAUGGAAAAGUUCUCGCCGACCUUCGAAAACUGGGUGUUGAGAACUCGGGUCAAGCGAAGAAGAACGGCAAAGCAGCGCUCUUUGCGCCGUACAUGAACCGUACUGGUAUAUCUAACUUUCCUCGAACGGAAACCCAACCCAUGGCCAAGUAUGAUCCUUUGCCGACCGGACGCCUGCAACCUGUAGAGCAAGUACCCCAACCUCAAGAUCGUGAUGCCAUCCAACCAACGAGAGUCCACUUUGAGUCAGAGAGUCAUUCAUCAGAUCGAGAUAUCUGGAUGUCGGCUGGAUCAUCAGAGGACGAGUGUAAUCAACGCAAAGACAACAAACGCACGCAUUACCAUGCUCACCAGAGAAGGCUCGGCAAGACUCAUCCGCAAAUUCCACUGAUUGCUGAAAGCUUAAAGCCACAACAUGCGCCUUUUGUCCCGCUUUUGCGACCUGAGCCAACUGUCGAAGUCACAACCAUGUCGCCACAGCCCCAAAAUGCAGGCAAGGAAGCUGCCGUGCUUUCGAUGUCCGAAGAGGCAAUGUACAGUGCCGUGUCACACAUCUCAAACGUCGACGGCGAAUUCGUGCCCGCUUCAACAGACGUUCAAAGGCCUUUUCCGCGUGGCUCUUUUGUCUACUCGACUUCUCCGCCUCGUCAAUCUCCUAAAAGGUCACCGCAAAGACAAGUGCAAGUCUGGAAUGAUCAAGUGCCGAAACCAAGGACAGUGCCAAAACCUUUGCAACGUGCAAAGCUGGCAAAUUUGCAUUCUAAUGCUACUGUAAAGCCGACAUCGAGAGAAGCUGCUGCAAAGAAAGCUGCUGCUGUGUUGCUGGGAACGAAUAGGACUAAAGCUCUGCCGCCAUUGCCAUCGCUGCCGUCUGACACUCUGCCUGCACAAACUCAACAUUGCGCUUGUGCGGAGAAGAGUUGUCCAGGCUGCUUGGAGCUGGGAAAGAGAGUCCACAGUCUAGAAGAUGAAGUUGCAAGGCUCAAAGCCGAGGUCCUUGGGCUUAGGAGUGCCCUCAGAAAAACUGGCGUUUCCAGUCGCGUCAUUGAGAGAAAGAGGUGA